Messenger RNA from Petromyzon marinus (sea lamprey), 3075 nucleotides. RefSeq names its product influenza virus NS1A binding protein (gene IVNS1ABP). The record is from RefSeq and is a predicted model, not a curated record. NCBI's taxonomy places the organism in Eukaryota, Metazoa, Chordata, Hyperoartia, Petromyzontiformes, Petromyzontidae. Gene Ontology annotation, molecular function: protein binding.
GCGCGCUGCAGCCACCAUUGACGGCGUUCGUUUUAUGGUCCUCGGCUCCAUUCUUCUCUUUCCGAGUCCAGCAAGUUACUUCUCUUUCUUUUCCCUCAUCAUCAUCGUCGUCGUCGCGUAUUUCUCUAUCGCCUCACGCUCAGCGCUGCAAAUCCAUCUCGUAAUUUUGUUUUAUUAUCUCGCUUUAAAAAAAAGAUAAAUAUUUUUUUGUUUUACCUCGUAACAUCUCGGGCCGGCUAAUUAUUUUUUUUUUCCCGCCAACGACCUCCAACCCCACAACGUUGCGCGCGUGCGCGCUCUUUCACACACUCCCCGGUCACGUGGCGGUCAUCCGCCAAUCAACGCUCUUGGCUCGUGCCUGCCCCCCUCCUCCUCCCUUCUUUUCUCACACCCCCACCCCCCACCUUCAGCUAAAGCAGCCCCGCCCCUCACCCCCACCACUAGCCCCGCCCCGCCCCUCGCCUCCUCUUCCAAGUCAAAAGGCUCGGGAAGAAUGACUGGGUUCGCUUCGGUGACGAGACACAAAAAGCCAAAACCCGACAGUGGUACAAGGAUUCUAUAGCCUCGGUGGAGCAUUCUACAUAUCAUCCCCUUCCAUAUUUACUUUUUGUUAAUAUAUAAAUUUGUACAUCCACUACCCAUCUGCAAGACUAGCACAAUCUUGUAUGGAUUUCCAUUUCGACUCUUAAAGACUUAUUGUAAAAUUUUCUACUCGCUGUCAAAGCCAUACAGCAACAAAUUUGUCCAAAUUCGAAAAUAACUGUGGUGUUAGUUGGCCUUCAAAUUCGAGAGCGUUGCAAUAUACAGCAUUUUUUUAAAUCUUCAGUUGACAACAAAAAAUAUUAACUCCUUAAGUUAUUUAUUGUUUUGCACAAACCUUUGAGACUUCUUGAAGGGCUUUCCAUUUCAAGACCUGCCCGUUCACCCUUGAUUUCCCCUUCAAUCGACAAUGAUGGCAAACGGCCGCUUUGUGUUCGAGGACGACCACCUCUGGGCCUCCACGGCCGCCAAGCUGAACGCGCUACGCAAGAGCGGGCAGUUCUGUGACGUUCGGCUGCAGGUGUGCGGGCAUGAGAUCUACGCUCACCGCGCUGUGCUGGCCUGCUCAAGCCCUUACCUGUUCGAAGCCUUCAACAGCGAAGUGUUGGACAACACCGGCUGCUCCAUGAUCCGCUUUGAGGAUCUCAACCCCGAGGCCAUGGAGGUUCUGCUCAACUACGCCUACACCGCACGGCUGGAAGCCUCUAUUGAUCUGGUGAAGGAUGUGUACUCUGCUGCCAAGAAGCUGAAGAUGGACCGUGUGAGACAGGUGUGUGGAGACUACCUUCUAUCUCGCGUGGACGGAACCAACUGCAUCUCGUACCGAAACUUCGCCGGCCACAUGGACGACUCGCGCCUGCUCGCCCAGGUGGACGCCUUCAUCCAAAGCCACCUGGUGGAGAUUUCCGAGGGGGAAGAGUUCCUCAAGCUGCCUCGCCUGCAGGUGGAAGUGGUGCUGGAAGAAAACGUCUGGCUGCCCAGUAACGGCAAACUCUGCACCAAGGUGAUAGACUGGGUGCAGCGCUGCAUCUGGGAGAAGGGCGAGCGUCUGGAAGACCUCCUGCAGAAGGUUCAAAAGCUGUACUUUUCGGCUGAACACAAACUGCUUGAAAGGAGCCACCCUGAGUCUCCUCAAGACAGUUCCAGUGAGGGCGAAGAUGCCACUAAUAACACGAAGAAAAACCUUCACCGGGACGGCAAGCGCAAGAAGAGCGGCGUUGCCACCACGAACGGCACCACGCACCUGAACACCGGCGACAUGAAGUCUCCUUGCAAGUCCCUCACCACCGCCGCUCGCAACCUCUUGCAGCAGCAGCAGCAGAGUCAGAACGGCGGCGGCUGCAGCAAUGGCGGCAGCAACAACAUCUUCAGCAAGCACGAGUGGAAGAUCAUUGCCUCUGAAAAGAGCUCCGAUAUGCAGUACCUGUCGCUGGCGGUGCUGAGCGGCACGCUGUGCGCCAUCUCGCUGCACGGACGCACCUCCAGCCCGCGCGUGUCCCCCGCCACCACCCCGGUGCUCUCCAAGAGCUCCAGCCUGGAGGCCGGCCUGGACCUGGAGGAGCCCGACGCGGCGUUGCUCUCCGGCAUGCACUACGAGCGCUGCGGCCUGGGGGCCGCCUCGCUCAAUGGCAGCCUCAUCGCCGCUGGCGGAUACAACCGGGAGGAGUGUCUGCGUACCGUGGAACGCUACGAUGCCAGCACGGACAGCUGGUCCUUCAUCGCGCCCAUGAACACCCCACGCGCUCGCUUUCAGAUGGCGACGCUCAUGGGCAAGCUGUUUGCUCUUGGAGGUUCCAACGGACACUCGGACGAGCUGAGCUCUGGUGAGGUUUACGAUCCGGAUGCCGACCAGUGGAUGUCCAUUCCUGAGCUUCGUACCAACCGCUGCAAUGCAGGUGUGGCGGUGCUGAAGGAUAGGCUGUACAUUGUCGGUGGAUCAGACCCCUAUGGCCAGAAGGGUCUGCGGAGCUGCGAUGCCUUCGACCCGAUCUCAAAGACGUGGAUCACUUGCUCACCGACAAACACUCACCGGCACCAGGCGUCGGUGUGCGAGCUGGACGGCUUCCUGUACGUGGUGGGCGGAAGCGAGGCGUGGAACUGCCUCAACACGGUGGAGCGCUACGACCCGCUCGGAGACACCUGGACCUUCGUGGCGCCCAUGAACGUGGCGCGUCGCGGCGCCGGCGUCGCUGCCUACAACGGCAAGCUGUUCGUGGUGGGCGGCUUCAACGGCGCCAGCUCGCUGGGCGCGGUGGAAGUGUACGACCCGGUGCGCGACGAGUGGACCGUGCUGGCCAGCCUGUCGGUGGUGCGUAGCAAUGCCGGCGUGGCGGUGGCCGGGGGGCGGCUCUACGCAGUCGGCGGCUUCACCGGCGCGCAGUUCCUGCGCUCCGUCGAGGUUUACGACGCGCAGGCCAACCUGUGGUCUCCCUACAUCGCCAUCAAAAGAGAGGCUGAUCUGUUGGAGGGGGAGGAGGAGGAGGAGGUGGUGGAGGAGAAUGAGUGAUGAAAGAAAAGGGUGGGGGGGGGGGGGGG